This is a messenger RNA of Porites lobata, 4253 nucleotides long. Lineage: Eukaryota; Metazoa; Cnidaria; Anthozoa; Scleractinia; Poritidae. The record is from the annotation of a GenBank genome assembly.
AUGGCUGACAUGACAGCAUUGAUAGUUAUCAGUUCCUUUAUCAUGUUCCCAGCUGUGAUGAUGGCACAGGAAGUUGUAAACCAUGGAGGUAAUGACUAAUGACAUCAGGACCAAAAUUUUAUUGCGCACCUGUUUGUAGGCAUUAUGUUUAGGCACCCUGUCGUUGUUUCACAUACAGAAAGCUGUCAAAAAAUCAUUCUGAAGUAACAAAAACAAAUGAAAUCAUGAUUUUUGCAUAUAAAAAAUGUGCGAUCAAGACUUCAAAACCAGCCAAACGCCUUUGUUCAAGACUGAUCCUCUGUUUUACUUUCUUAAUAGAUUUUAAAUGAAUUUGUAUCUUACAAAAUCGUGCUAUUAUUAUUAUUAUUAUUAUUGUUAUUAUUAUUAUUAUCGUCAUCUUCAUUUUUCUAUUGUUAUAAAAUUGUAAUUAUUCCUGUUCCUAUACUACCGUGGCGAAGGUUUAAAAUAGGGAGCUUAUAAAGCAACAACGACGGCGACUAUUACAAAAACGUCAAUAUUGAUAUCUGUAUUGUACUCUGGUUAUUGACCUGAUUGGUUAAUUAAGUCUCGAUGUGAUUGGUCCUCGUCAGUUAAGCCGUAAUGUUAUUGGUUAUGAAGACUCGGGUCGUUUCGAUCGGUCUUUUGUCACAGUUUAACUGCGACGAUCCAGCGACAAGAAAUGGUGAUGUCAACAAUUACACUUCUUAUUGAUGAACAUGCCCCAUUUCCAGGCGAAAAAUUAAAUCGACCAGGACUUUGCGACACGUAUUACGCAUUCUACAGACUACCAUAACUAGAACUCAUCUUAGAAAGCUGGCUUACAAAAUUAGACCAAAAGCCACUGGAAUGGCAGUCAACGGGCACGGUACAAACGACUUAUGGCGGACUCAAGCAAAACUGACAAAAACGGAAGAGACUUUAUAGGCAAGAGACAAUUUGACUAACAAUAAACGACUGUAACAACAAACGACAACAAAUGUGACAACUCAAGCAAAACUGAAAAAAACAAAAGAGACUUUAUAGGCAAGAGACAAUUUGACUAAAAAUAAACGUCUGUAACAACAAACGGCUUUGACUAUGAAGAUGACUACCCGACACAGUCCUAUUCAGAACUACACCCUGACGAUCAUGCUCCACCUACUUAUGGAUUUACAAUUACUGUUCAUUUAUUGUUUUGCUGUUUCGCAGUUUGUCCCGUUCCGAUGAAUAAAGAAGAAGAGGAGAUAAUUAAAGAGCAGGAAAGAAACAGAGAACAAAUGGAAGAGAUCAUGAGAGAGAUUGAAAUCAGUUGUUUAGGUGAGUGAUAAAAAACCAUGUGAAGAAGUUAUAACAGCUUCAGUUGUAGGGGACAUCGAUAUGAGAGGGCUAAAUUUUUAACAAUACCAAGUAACUGCACUGAAGCACACGUACCAUCUCCGCGGUAUGGCCAGUACAUUAUGCAUGCGCACAACCAUAUCACCCGAGCAGUGGCAGCUAUGGACAGCUGGUUCACUCUUAUUGGGGCUCACCAGCUUGGCAUAGCCAAUGGGUCAAUUAGCAGGGGAUAGCUGGCAGCCAACGGAAAAUUUUAAAACAACAACAAAGCGUGAAUAAAGCUUUCUGAAGCCAUUUUAAGCAUUUGAGAGAUUGCUAGGAAAAAUUAAUAUGUUGCUCACUCCCAGGAAGACUGAUGGAAGAGUUCCUAGCCAGCAAGGUGCACCUACAACCUACAACCUGACUUGCUGGAAGUUUCCCAGCAGACGUAUGUCCAGACAUUACUGGCCAGUUUUGGUGUGGUCAUAGGGCAAAAUUCACCCCUCAGCAGUGGGGUGGGGGAGGGGUUUCUGAUCAAAUCAAAUCCCCUCAACAUCAAAUCCCCUCGGACAGGACAUUAUUUCUUCUACAUCUUCCAGCCAGCAAAAAUGGGCCUGAAGAACAGAUAUUUGGAGGAACAGAUCCAUUGGGUGCCCCUGAGUGUAGCGUAGCAGCACUAUACGAUGCGUCCUUAGGGGGGCAAAGUUUCUUGAUUGAAGUUUUGAGACUAACGUUCCAAGUCCUUUAACAAACAUGUUUAGUGAAUCACGCCCUGGUUGGUGACAUUGAACGAAGACUAUUCAUAAAUUAUAAUAAUUUGAACUCAAUUGAACCGUUGCAAAUAAAUAAUUUAAACAACUCUUGAUAGGCUGAAAGUGAAAACGGACUUUGCAGGUGGAUUGCUUUACGUCAAAUAAAUUCUUAUAUCUAACUUCCACUUGCUGACUUGUAGAUGAGUGUAAAACAGGACAACAUAACUGCCACGAUGAUGCAUACUGCACCAACACCAAGCGUUCCUUCACUUGUACUUGUAAGCCUGGAUAUACUGGGGAUGGUGUUAAUUGUGCAGGUAGCAAACCAUACGGAGCUUAAACUAACAGGAGCUAAUCUUUAGUUUUAUGCUAUUCCAUACCAUAAAGAUUAGGGCCAAACAGAAAGCUGGAAACUGGUUUCAUAUUUAGUCAGUGGUAUUUGUCAGAUCGGUAGUUUCUCUGUGUUGUGGACGGGUGCAAUCACAAAAUGACGUAAUACAAAAGAUUAAAAAGACACUGAACAAUAUCCACACCACAUAACAAUAGCUAACCAAUAAUAACUUCCCCAUCACCAACAAAUACCCCACAAGUCGUAUCCUCGAAAAAUGUCUGGUGUUAGUUGCAGCCUCUAGAUUCCCCGUAGCCUGCGAACAAGCUUACAUGUGCGAUUUCGACGGAAAUUUCCUAGCCCUAUUAGUCUGCUCGAGCCGACAAAAUUUUCCUUUUCGCGGGCUAAAUUCCCCCAGCGAAUUAGCUUUCCAACUGUGCAACAUGUAAAACUUUGGUUUAUCAUUUGUAUUUUUUAGUUUUUUGGCAUUCAAUGUAACUUCCUUUUUCUGUUUCGUCCACUAUAAAAAUUUAUCAUUUUAUAAAUAUAUAAUAUAUAUCUAUCCCCGUUGGAUAGAAUCGACACAAAAAUCGAACAAGCCCGUUGAUAAUUCAGCAUUAACUCUUGAUCUGCAGACAUAAACGAGUGUGAAACUAGAAAACACCAAUGUGACGUCGAUAUUUCAGCGUGCGAUAACACUAAAGGAUCGUACAAGUGUGUCUGCAUGUGGGGUUUUUCCAAAAGUGGACAUGAACACAAAUGUACAGGUAAAUAUACCACCGAGCACUUCAAGAUAUCAAUUGAAAUGGAUACUUUAAAAAUGUCUUCUUCUUUUGUCGAAUUUAAGUGGGGUGAAUCAGGUUGAAAUGAUAAAAGCAUCGUCAAAAUAGGAACGUAUACCGCAUGUUAUAUAUGAUGCUUAACAGAUUUACAGUUUGAUAAUUCAGCAUUAAUUCUUAAUUUUCAGACAUAAACGAGUGUGAGACAGGAAAACACAACUGUGACAACACCAGUUCAUUGUGCCAAAACACUAAAGGAUCAUUUAGGUGUGUUUGCAGGGAAGGGUAUUCCGCAAGUGUACCUGAAUAUAAUUGUACAGGUAAAUAUACUGCCGAGCACUUCAAGAUAUGUUAAUUGAAAUGGGUACUUAAAUAUAUCUUCUUCUUUUCAAUUUUUCUUUUCGCGGGCUAAAUUCCCCCAGCGAAAGCUUUCCAAAUGUGCAACAUGCAAAUUGGUUUAUCAUUUGUAUUUUUUUGUUAUUCAGCAUUGAAUCUAACUUCCUUUUUUGUUUUGUCCACUACAAAAAUUUAUGAUUCUAUAAAAAUAUGAUAUAUAUCUAUCCUCAUUGGAUAGAAUCGACACAAAAAUCGAACCCGAUUGAUAAUUUAGCAUUAACUCUUGAUUUGCAGACAUAAACGAGUGUGAAACUGGAAACAACCAAUGUGACCCCGAUACUUCAGUGUGCGAGAACACUAAAGGAUCUUACAAGUGUGUCUGCAUGCCGGGUUUUUCCAAAAGUGGACAUGAACAUAAAUGUACAGGUAAAUAUACCACCGAGCACUUCAAGAUAUCAAUUGAAAUGGAUACUUUAAAAAUGUCUUCUUCUUUUGUCGAAUUUAAGUGGCGUGAAUCAGGUUGAAAUGAUAAAAGCAUCGUCAAAAUAGGAACGUAUACGGCAUAUUAUGAUGCUUAACAGACCUGCAGUUUGAUGAUUCAGCAUUAAUUCUUAAUUUUCAGACAUAAACGAGUGUGAGACAGGAAAACACAACUGUAACGCCACCAGUUCAUUGUGCCGUAACACUAUGGGAUCAUUUAGGUGUGCUUGCAGGAAGGGGUAUAACGAAAGUGUACCUGAACAUAAUUGUACAGGUAAAUAUAUA